AGGUGUCAGUCGCCUCUCCUGCCGCUGUGACUGACAUGUUCUCCAUCUUGACGGGUCGCUCUUCAGAGGAGACACUGUUCACGGCCGAUUUCCAGCUGCCGAUCGUCUAGAAAGUUAUAACAGCUCCGGAAUUGUUCAAUAGUAGCAGCGGAAAACACUUUGAAAUAAGUCUGAUGGCGCGGUGGACAAUACUUUUGUUUACUUUAUACGGAGUUCUGCACGGACAAGAGAUUCAGACUCCUACUUUACAAGGGUGCUGUCAGGAUGGGAGGGAUCGGGCCCUGAGAGGACAAGACUGUACAAUCCUCCCCCUCAUCUCCUCUUCCCACACCUGCAGGAUUGGCCAGGAGCAGUGCUGUGAAGCAGCAGUGGGAGACCAGCUCUGUGACAAUGGCAUCAAGAUGGCCCGGGGUCAAGGAGCCUGCGAGAGGCCUUUCUUCCAAGGAGACCCCUGGGAAACCAAAAUCUCCAAGAUGUGUUGUGACUGCUGUGUGCUCGGUCUGAUGCUAGCCAGCCGCGGCUCGAGCUGCGAGCUCCAGGGUUUGUUGCUGGGGAGACAGUGCGCACACUCGGCUCAAACUUGCUGCGGCAAAAACACAACAGAGGGAAUCGAACCCACUGUUGAAGUGACAGAGAAGUCAGGGACCAGUGUUACUGCCAAACCUCCAACGGAAGUGGACGCCUGUAUAGACUCCAGUUGUUCCCAGUUGUGUGCGGAUAAUGGCACAUGUGCUUGUCAUGAUGGUUACCAAAUGCAAAAGAAUGGAGUGAAUUGUGAGGAUGUUAAUGAGUGUCUGACUAACAGUCACAACUGUGUGUACGGCCAAGUCUGCAUCAACACAGAGGGCUCCUUUCGCUGUCAGAGGGAAACUGGCUGUGGCACUGGGUAUGAACUCACGGACGACAACAAAUGUCAAGACAUAGAUGAGUGUUCUUUGGGGACCCACAAUUGCGGGCCGGAUUUUCUUUGCACCAACACCGAAGGCUCAUUCCGUUGCCGGCCAAAGGAGAGUUGUGGAGACGGUUACAUUCAGGAUGCCGUGGGCAGCUGUAUAGAUAUAAAUGAGUGUCUGACCCGUACAACUCCAUGCCUGCCUGGCCAGACUUGUAUCAACACAAUGGGCUCCUACACUUGUCGCAGGAACACAGUGACCUGUGGAAGAGGCUACCAUCAAUCAGAGGAUGGAACACGUUGUGAAGAUGUAAACGAGUGCCGUACAGGAAAUGUGUGUGUUGGCCAUGGUUGUGUAAACCUGGUGGGCUCGUACCGCUGUGAAUGCAAAAUUGGCUUCAUUUUCAACAGCCUCACCAAGAUGUGUGAAGAUAGAAAUGAGUGCAGGCAUUAUCCUGGGCGACUCUGCGCACACAAGUGUGACAACACAGAAGGGUCCUACAUGUGCAGCUGCACCUCCGGCUUCAAACUCUCCCAUGAUGGCAGGAACUGUGAAGAUAUCAACGAGUGUGAUGCUAACCCUUGCAGCCAAGAGUGUGCCAACGUCUACGGAUCCUACCAAUGCUACUGUCGCCGUGGUUACCAGCUGAGUGACAUAGAUGGGAUAACAUGUGAAGAUAUUGAUGAGUGUGCUUUGCCAACCGGAGGUCAUGUCUGCUCAUACCGCUGCUCUAACGCUCCAGGAAGCUUUUAUUGUACCUGCCCACCCAGCGGCUACACACUCGCCUCCAAUGGACGGACAUGUCAAGAUAUUGAUGAAUGUGCUGUUGGGAGCCACACAUGUUCUGUCUCUGAAAGCUGCUUCAACAUCCUGGGAGGAUUUCGCUGCCUUUCCUUUGCAUGUCCUGCAAACUUCCGGCAAGUCGCAAAAGGACAAGAUACUUCAGUCAGUGUGCGUUGUAUUAAGGCCUGUCCACCUAACGACAUCGGCUGCAAUCUGGACCCCGUCCACCUCAUCACCCACACCAGCAUCUCUUUGCCCACCUUCAGAGACUUCAGUGGCCCAGAGGAAAUCGUUUUCCUGCGGACAGUUGCGGUCGCUAACCCUGCUCCUCUCCCUGAUGCCACGGACAUUUUCUUUGACAUCCUGACUGCAGAUCCCCAGUUAUCUUUUGACGUGUCGAAGCGCUCCCACCUUGGCAUGAUCAUGGGUGUGGUCCGGCAGGUAAAGCCUAUCAUUGGCCCCAAGGAUUUUGUGCUGGAGGUGGCCAUGAACUACGUCAAGUCCGGGAUCAUUUCACAUCGCAAUGUUGUCAUCAUCCAUGUCUUCAUCUCUGAGUUCUGGUUCUGAAACAAGCUUAGAGAUAAAUGGAAAAAGAAAUAAGAUAUAACCUCUUCAUUUCUGGAGGUCUAGACUUCUAUUGCAAAACACUGGGAAACACUUUAAAUGUCAUGUCAAUGCUGUGGAAUGCUGAAUUGAUAUACUUCAAAUAAAUCACUGGAAUUUGUUAAUUUGCUACUGUUUGAUAUCAUGAAAACAGUUUGCAAAUCACUCAUUUAGUAACAAUACAUCUUUGCUAUUUGAAACACAAUAUGUACUAAUAAAAAGAAGGGAACUAACAAAAUAUACAAGUCAAUGAGUGAGAAGUACCGGUAAGUGGAUGUAUUAAAAAGUGUUAAUCCUGUUUAACGUUUUAGUUUAGCACAGUGGUUUUUAACUGGUCUAGCCUCAGGACCCACCACCAACUCCUUCAUGAAAAAUCGCGACCCAAAUUUCAGAUAUUUUUCAACCAGUCAGAUUUGUGCAAUGAAAUAUUGUGCAGUUUGCACCUCAGACGGUACAAAACGUGACAGCACUCCAUAGACUUUUUGACACAAUAUUUUUUCUAGGCACACAUUGGCGACCCACUAAAAAUGUCUUGGUGACCCACUUUUGGGUCCCGACCCACCAGUUGAGAAACGCUGGGUUAGCAUAUUAGAAUGCUAAAAUUGGAUAAUUCUCUCUUAAUUCAUACAGGAGUGACUAAUGGUAAUGUUUUAUGAUCAAAAAACAAUGACUAGGAGUUUUUACUCAAAAAAAAAGAAAACUACAAGCUCUUUAUUAUCUUAUCAGUAAUUCACUCAGACUAAGAUCUUUUUCUCAUGGCUGUCAUAAGAGGUGACGGUUGGUUGACCCAAGGAACUGUUUGAUAGUUGCUCUUUUUCAUGCUUCAUUUGACAUUAAAAAGCUACAUGUAUGGAUUAUAUUACAACAGAAAUAUGUGUUUUGCGCGAUCAGACUAUAGGUCCAUCUGUGGAUAAUAAAAUGUGGUGAAUUGUG
Molecule: messenger RNA, 3212 nt
Organism: Labrus mixtus (cuckoo wrasse)
Lineage: Eukaryota; Metazoa; Chordata; Actinopteri; Labriformes; Labridae
Product: fibulin-1-like
Exons: 17
Coding region: 174-2243 (689 amino acids)
Biological process (GO): extracellular matrix organization
Cellular component (GO): extracellular region
Molecular function (GO): calcium ion binding; peptidase activator activity
Source: RefSeq, a predicted model, not a curated record